AUGGUAAACAAACAGAAAACUCAUGUAAACGCCCUCAAUGCCAAGAGAAUGAAUGAGGGAUCUCCGGGCCGAAAGUUGUCAGAGAUUUUGCAACCUGCCUAUACAUCUUUGACCGCAGUAAGCCGCUUUUUUGAAGACGAAUCUGACGUUGAGAACGUGAUAAAGGGCCUGGAGGAACUUAAAUUGAAAUGGACAGAGAUCAUUGCCACUUUAAGCGAAAUUUUUGUACUUAAUUUCGGGCAAUCAGAAGUGAGAUCGUUUUUCCGGUGGAUUUUGGAAGGGAAACUCCAAUUCUAUGGAAUUUAUCAAAGUAUAGGAUAUUUGGAAUUCACGCUGACCAGGGUUCUAGACGCGGUCGAAAAAUUUAUUGACGACGGAGUUCAAAGCGCAUCUUUUAUUCGACUUUUUGAUUUGGCAGAGAUUACCUGGAGUUAUUGUCAGCAAGUAAGACCGACAAUCGACGAUGCAAAAUACAUUUUCGAGACUUCUUUGGAAUUCAAUGAGAUCUUCAAUGAUCUGCUGGGAUCGCUCAAUCUGUUAGCAUUGGAAAACCUACGAGAAUGUGAAAAAUUGCGAAGCAAUACAAGUUAUACCAACUUGAUCUCUCUGCCGCCCUUUUCGCGCGAUAAACUCGUGACUGUUUUGUCAAGCUGUGCUGACACGGCUUUUUUUCGCGCUCCUACGUUUGAAGAAACGGAAAAGGUUCUUUUUGAACGCUUCUAUGCGCUUGACUGUACUACCAAGACAUUGGAUUUGAGUUUGAAGGACGAAUUGCGUCGGAAACUGGAUAAGUUCGAAAAACGUAACGUUCGUCACGUUGUCCAUUUGUCUGCAAUUUUGUGGACUAGUUUCGAUGAAUUAUCUCAUCAGUAUCUCCAACUUCUCGGUGAAGUUGCCCAGCUCCGGGCUCAAAUCAUAGAAAAGCGCUGGUCGCUCUUGUUUGAUGCUUUACACCUCGAGCUUUUAUCAGCGGUGAAGGAAAUCUCCGAUUUGCUUGACAAAAACGGGGAGCUAGGUUCACCUAUCAGGGCUCGAAAACUAGAGGAAAUAAAAAUCGUUACAGACAUAAUGUGUGACAUCUCAAUGCAAGCCAUGGAAGCCGGUAUUUUAAAGCCUCCGAUAGCUGAAAAAUUUCUCAAUUUACUGAGCCUCUGGGAGACCAAAAGGGUAAUCAUCGAGAGUUUUCCAUCUUCUCCGGAUUUGGAAGAGCAAUUGGUACCCGAAUUCCAAAAUCUCACUAUCCGAGAACCUUCUUUGAAUAAAUCUGGUAGCCGCCCUAGAGCGGACUCCUUAAAGGUCGGCGCCCUACUGCACAAAAGGCUUAAUCUUCAUCCUGUGAUCAUUGAUAAGACACCUAAAUCUGCGCAAAAGAAAACCUUUUCAUAUUCCAAAUCGUUGGUAAAAUCUCAACCGACACUUUUGAAAUUCAGUCAUUUGCCAGACUUACAACACGAAGACGUUAAAGGAUCCUAUAAUAGAGAUAAUCGCUUGUCUCACAAGAUUCACUACUACGCUGCAAAGAGAACCUCUUUACCGGUGUUGAAAGCGCCAAGAUUUUUGUCACCGCUCAUUACGCCGAUAAAAGAAGACAUGCCUUUUGGCACCCAGUUUACGAGCUACGGCAGUCUCAACAAGGACUGUCUUAUAGGCUUGAAGAGUCCAACGGACCUAGACCAAAUCCUCCCGUCGCGGAAAGUUAUGGGCUGCGGAUGA
Molecule: messenger RNA, 1713 nt
Organism: Lachancea mirantina
Lineage: Eukaryota; Fungi; Ascomycota; Saccharomycetes; Saccharomycetales; Saccharomycetaceae
Source: the annotation of a GenBank genome assembly